AUUGCGUUUUACCCUCGUCACAAAUUAGUCGAAAGUAGUAAUGGCAAACUUGCUGAAACCAUUGACGAAGCAAAGCGAGGAGUGGUUAUUGAAAUACUUGGCUACAACAUAAACGAUGACACUUAUAAAGUAAGAUAUGAAGGAGGCGUUGAAGAUGUUAUACCAUCUAAGAACUUGAGAGAGUCAAAGACAACACAUCUGGGACCAUUAGAGCGGGAGUACUGGAAAGACAAAAAUAAGCCAGAAAGAAUAAGAAAAUUCUUCUAA
Messenger RNA from Trichomonas vaginalis G3, 267 nucleotides. RefSeq lists its product as uncharacterized. The transcript has a single exon. NCBI's taxonomy places the organism in Eukaryota, Parabasalia, Trichomonadida, Trichomonadidae. The annotation marks the transcript as partial. The record is from RefSeq and is a predicted model, not a curated record.